UCAAGAGACUCAAGACCAGCGGCUGUAACGGGCCGUCUUCCGGCUCCAAAGCCGGCGGGUUGUAGUGCCGCGAUCCGAGCCGCCGAAACUUCGCUCCCGCAACUACCUACAUAGCCGGAGUCAAACAUAACAUGGUCUCCACCUGGAGUAGAGCCGGAUCAUAAAAAGGCGGCAGCUACAACUCCAAACCUGUGAACUAAGUAUCCGGGAGGAAUUCUUAUCACCGCUUCCAGAUUCUUUUGACUGGCCGUACGGAGUACUGCACGCCAAACACGUUCCACAGGUCGAAUCACCGGAGUCUUGGCGAUCGGGCUUGUGGAUCUUGAUUCUUGACCUCACUCUAUCACACAGACUACCUACCCGCAGCGUACAUCAAGCGCAUUGAAGCAGUAGAAGAGACAGCAAUGGCAGAUAGUCAAGGCUUACAGCAAUGGCACGUCAGCGCCCCUUACCUCGAGACUCACUGCUCGCUCGGCGAGGGUCCCUACUAUGAGCCCGCCACCAACACGCUGCGCUUCGUCGACAUCAUCAAGAAGCGCCUCCACACCGUCUCGCUUUCCGAGGGUGCUUCGUCGCUCAAGACGCUCCAGUUCGACGAGGCCAUCACCGUCACGGCCGACAUUGACGGCCGGGACCCGCAGGAGACGCUCCUGGUCGGGGCGAAGCAGGGCAUGGCGGUGUUGGAUAGGAAGACGGGCAAGUACGAGUAUGUGACCAAGUUUGGGGAUGAGAAGGCGGAACGGAUCAGGAGCAACGACGGCGUGGUGGAUCCCAACGGGGGCUUCUGGCUGGGAACCAUGACGGAUUUUGGACAGGGUCCGUUCCAACCUGAAGGCUCCCUGUACCGCUUCACCCACACCGCCCCGGCGACGCGCACCCGCUCCGGCCUCACCAUCCCCAACUCAGUCGGCUUCUCCCCGGACGGGCGCACCAUGUACUUCACCCACUCGACGGCGCGCGAGGUGGUGGCGUGGGAUUACGACCCGACCGCCGCCGCCGGUGGUGGUGGUGGUUCGCUGACCAACGAGCGCAUCUUCUACCGCCACGCGUCCGGGUCCGGCGAGCCCGACGGCUUCCGCGUCGAUACAGAGGGCAAUCUGUGGCACGCCGUGUACGGCGAAGGCAGGGUGCUGAAGAUCAGCCCCUCGGGGGAAGUGGUCGGGGAAGUCAAGAUCCCCACGCGGAAUGCGACGUGCUGCGAGUUUGUCGGUGGCGGGGACCUGGUCAUCACUACCGCGGCAGACGAGGAGGGUGAAGGAGAGAGUAAGCGGCUGGGCGGCUGCGUGUUUCGGGUGACGGUGGGUGCCGAGGGGACGAGGAGGUAUGCUUUCAAGUUGGAUGGAUGAGUGAGACUAGGGGGAUACUGUACAUCGUUACAGCAGUGAGCAAAUGGAACCUACCCUGCCUAGUAUAUAUGUACCGAAUACAUACGUUGCGUACCGUGGGCGUAGGGUUGGGAUUGUUUGUCCUCUGGUUCUGGAAUGUGUGUACCGCCUAAUCCAUGUCACAGUAUGAAGUAGUGUAGCCUCGGCGGCGUUUUGCGUAUUUAUUGUACAUAAAAUACAUAAUCCCACAAGGAACUGCUGCACCAGGUAACCUACUAGUAGUGUACAGUAGGGCACCUACCCUACGGAGUUCAUAGGCUUGCUUGGUCCUAC
Molecule: messenger RNA, 1658 nt
Organism: Chaetomium strumarium
Lineage: Eukaryota; Fungi; Ascomycota; Sordariomycetes; Sordariales; Chaetomiaceae
Exons: 2
Coding region: 405-1346 (313 amino acids)
Biological process (GO): L-ascorbic acid biosynthetic process
Molecular function (GO): calcium ion binding; gluconolactonase activity
Source: RefSeq, a predicted model, not a curated record